Molecule: messenger RNA, 646 nt
Organism: Asparagus officinalis (garden asparagus)
Lineage: Eukaryota; Viridiplantae; Streptophyta; Magnoliopsida; Asparagales; Asparagaceae
Product: glucan endo-1,3-beta-D-glucosidase-like
Exons: 5
Coding region: 81-446 (121 amino acids)
Source: RefSeq, a predicted model, not a curated record
UUUUUGUUUUCUCACUGUUGGCUAAAGCGCAGAGGGACAAAGAUGCAAGAAUAUCAGCCACCUUAAAUAGAGCUGAAAGGAUGGCAAGAGGAGCUUCAGCAUUCCCGUCUCUUUCACUUAUCUCAGCUGCACUCAUCCUGCUUACCUUCACCUCAGGAGGAACUCUGAGAUCAGUUCAGGCACAGAAAACUUGGUGCGUUGCAAAGCCUUCAUCAGAGGAAGCAACACUUGUCGCAAACAUCAACUAUGCCUGUUCUCAGGUCGACUGCAGCAUUUCGUACCAGGGAUUCCCUUGCUUCUACCCUGACACUCUCAUCUCUCAUGCUUCUAUUGCAAUGAACCUCUAUUACCAAGCAAAUGGAAGGCACUACUGGAACUGUGAUUUCAAGAACUCUGCUCUCAUUGUCACAACUAAUCCGAGUUUCGGCAUCUGUGUUUAUACCUGAUAUGUGCAUGAUAUCAAAGAAGAGUACUUCAGCUAUUAUUUACUGACUCCAAAGUUUGAAGUACAGAUUGAAAGAUGGAGGAAUAAGUGAUAAUAUGAAUUAUCAGUAUAUGUAAUAGAAUGAUUUAGUAUGGGACUUUCAAAUCAUCAUUUGUGGUUUUUGUUGUUUAUGAUGGACAACCAUAAACCUUUUCCAGUAAA